This is a messenger RNA of Lolium perenne, 2610 nucleotides long. RefSeq lists its product as uncharacterized. Gene Ontology annotation, molecular function: nucleic acid binding; RNA-DNA hybrid ribonuclease activity. Lineage: Eukaryota; Viridiplantae; Streptophyta; Magnoliopsida; Poales; Poaceae. The record is from RefSeq and is a predicted model, not a curated record. Gene Ontology annotation, biological process: DNA integration.
AUGCAUACGACGGGGAACUGCUACUCCCUGAAGCAGAUAGAGAAGGCCCGCUGUGCCAAGGAGGCUGGCGGCGGCAACCAGCACAAGGAUCGCACCAAGGACCAAGACCAGCACAAGGGAGAUGGGUUCGGCCGCAGCACCGGCUCGCUCCAUACCUUCACCGGAGUCGGCGAUCGCCGGGACAGGAAGGUCCUCACAAGGGCGGUGGACCGGCUUGGCAUGCUAGACUCGCGCCUCGAGAACACCAAAGUCACGUUCCAUGGCAUCAUCCCAAGGCGGAAGGCUUUCCCGAUCGGCAAGGUCACGCUGCCGGUCACCUUCGGCACACCUGUGAACUACCACACCGAUCGGAUAACGUUCGAGGUGGUCAACUUCCGCAGCCCAUACCACUGCGUGCUCGGUCGCCAGGCAUUCGCCAGGUUCAUGGUUGCGCCUCACUACGCCUACAACAUGAUGAAGAUGCCCGGGCCCCGUGGCGUCAUCACCGUCCGUGGCGACCCGGAGAUGGCACUGGAAUGUGAGGACAGCAGCGCCAAGCUCGCCGACGCCGUCAUUGCUGAGGAACACGACAACAUCGUCGAGCUCGCCAAGAACGCUGGAGCAACCUACCAACGGUGCAUGAACAGCUGCAUGGAGAGCCAAAUUGGCCGCAACGUACACGUCUACAUAGAUGACGUGGUAGUCAAGUCGACUCGGCAGGAUGAUCUAGUCAUCGACCUCGCCGAGACAUUUGCCAACCUGCGGCGCUACCAGAUCAAGCUCAACCCCCUGAAGUGCACCUUCGGGGUCCCAUCCGGACAACUCCUCGGCUACCUCGUUUCCAAACGCGGCAUCGAGCCUAACCCGGAAAAAACCUUUGCGGUCAUCCGAACAAAACAACCAGCUUGCCUAGUCGACGCACAGAAACUCGCCGGGCAAGUCGUGGCCCUCAGUCGCUUCAUACCCCGACUCGGUGACAAGGCCACGCCACUCUAUCGUCUCCUGAAUAAAUCGGAAUCGUUCGAGUGGACCGACGAAGCACAGAAGGCCCUGGAAGAGCUCCAGCACGCCCUGCGGAACGCUCCCGUCCUCGUGGCUCCGCUCCCACAAGAAACCAUGCUGUUGUAUGUCGCCGCGUCCAAUCGCGCGAUAAGCACGGUCAUGGUCGUUGAGCGCCAGGACGAAGGAAAAGAACAGCUGAUACAACGCCCAGUCCACUACAUCAGCGAGGCCCUAAUCGAGUCAAAGCAGCGGUACCCGCACUACCAAAAGCUAGUGUAUGCAGUCCUUAGGGCCCAGCGGCGACUGGCCCCUUACUUCCAUGAGCAUCCCAUCAAGGUGGUCGCCUCAACGCCACUCGCCGACAUCAUCCGCAACCGCGACGCAACCGGCCGAAUCGCCAAAUGGGCAGUCGAACUCGGCGUGCACAACAUCACGUACGAGUCGCGCCAUGCCAUCAAAUCCCAGGCGCUCGCCGACUUCCUCGCCGAUUGGGAAGAGGCCCAACAGCUGAGCUCCCCCGCGGACCUCAAGCACUGGACAUUACAGUUCGAUGGCUCCAAAAACCACGAAGGAGCAGGGGUCGUCCUCACCUCGCCGAAAGGCGACAUCGUGAGAUACGUCCUGCAACUUCGAUUCGAGCCCUGCACCAACAACAUGGCCGAGUACGAGGCACUCCUCCACGGCAUGCGCAUUGCAAAAGAGAUGGGCGCAACACGACUACGUUGUCUCGGCGACUCCGACCUUGUCGCCAGCCAGACGUCCGGCACCUGCGACGCCACUGAUGCCAACAUGAUCGCCUACAAGCAAGCGGUCGACCAGGCCGGCGCCAGCUUCGCCGGUCAUGUCGUCGAAUGGGUUGACAGGCGCAAGAACGAAGAGGCAGACACGCUGGCUAGGCUCGGGUCCAAGCGACUCCAACCCCCUCCAGGCGUCUUCCUCGACAUCCUCAGUCGCUCAUCGGUGCGUGCGCCACGGGAGAUCGACAUCGCCGAACCUCCUGCACCCGACUCCGCCCUAGUCGCACUCGCCUCCGACGCCGACGACUGGACGGAACCAUACUUAGGCUACCUCGAGUGCCAGGUACUGUCAAUGGACGAAACGGAGGCACGCGCGCUCGUACGCCGUUGCAAGUCCUUCACUAUCAUCAACAAUGAACUCUACAAGCGCAGCACCUCAGGAGUAUUCCAGCGGUGCAUUGCUGCCGGCGAAGGCCGCAAAAUUCUGUGCGACAUCCACGAAAGCGACUGCGGCCACCACGCAGCCCACGAAGACGCAGUCGACCUCGUCCGCGCGUGCGCCGGAUGCCAGAAGUACGCAAGUCAGUCACACAUGUCGGGCUCGGCGCUAAAGACCAUACCCCUCACUUGGCGGUUCGCUGUCUGGGGCAUGGACAUGGUGGGGAAAUUCAAGACAGCCCCCGGCGGGUACACUCAUCUCCUAGUCGAUGUGGACAAAUUCACCAAAUGGGUGGAGGCAAAACCCAUCAAGAAGUGCGACGGCAAAACAGCCACCAAAUUCCUACGCGAGCUGAUCUACCGCUACGUCUACCCUCACAGCAUCAUCACGGAUGACGGCACAAAUUUCGCCAAAGGGGAAAUGGCCGACUUCUGCGAAGACAAAGGCAUCUGA